Messenger RNA from Plasmodium inui San Antonio 1, 390 nucleotides. RefSeq names its product V-type H+-transporting ATPase 21kDa proteolipid subunit. Gene Ontology annotation, biological process: proton transmembrane transport. The coding region runs from base 1 to 390 and encodes 129 amino acids. The transcript is spliced from 3 exons. Gene Ontology annotation, cellular component: proton-transporting V-type ATPase, V0 domain. Gene Ontology annotation, molecular function: proton-transporting ATPase activity, rotational mechanism. The record is from RefSeq and is a predicted model, not a curated record. Lineage: Eukaryota; Apicomplexa; Aconoidasida; Haemosporida; Plasmodiidae.
AUGUAUAACUCGUGGUUUGAAAUCAUUAGGUCCAUUUCGCCCUACAAUUGGGCAAUGCUGGGCAUCGCAAUGGCCCUGUUCCUUUCCAUCAUUGGCGCAGCAUGGGGAAUAUUCAUUUGCGGGACGAGCAUAGUGGGAGCCUCGGUGAAGUCCCCACGUAUCAUUUCGAAAAAUUUGAUUUCCAUUAUAUUUUGUGAAGCACUAGGAAUGUAUGGAGUCAUCACCGCAGUUUUUCUUCAAAUUAAGUUUAGCGGACUCAGCAAGGAAGUGCACGCCCCACUGGUGCUAACAACCAAGACGGAUGCACUGAUUAUGAAUACUAUCAGAGGGGGAUGGGCCCUGUUUGCGAGUGGUCUCACGGCGGGUCUCUCCAACCUCGUUUCUGGGUAA